Diatraea saccharalis (sugarcane borer) is the source of this 2430-nucleotide messenger RNA. NCBI's taxonomy places the organism in Eukaryota, Metazoa, Arthropoda, Insecta, Lepidoptera, Crambidae. The record is from the annotation of a GenBank genome assembly.
AUGAAGCCUUUAAUAGAUUUCGAUGAAUGCUUGAGAGACUCUCCAAAAUUUAGGGAGCAAUUAGAGACAGAAGAAGCGAGUAUUGAUAACUUGGAGCAGAAACUAGAUAAAGUUUUAAAAGCAUGCACUGUUAUGAUUGAAUCAGGGAAGAUUUAUAUGACUCAUAGGGGCACUUUUACAAAUGCUCUAUGGGAUUUAAGUGGAAGUUUCUCUGAAGACCCCACAGUAAUGGCCUCUCUGAAUCGCAUGAUUCAUGCACUGCAAGAAAUGAAUAAAUAUCACUCUAUUUUACUGGACCAGGCCUCCAGAACUAUACUAAAGAAUCUCACAGCUUUUAUUAAAGUGGACAUCAAAGGUGUCAAAGAAAGUAAGCAUCAUUUUGAAAAAAUCUCAAAUGAUCUGGAUAUUGCCUUAAAUAGAAAUUCUCAGGUGUCACGUCAUAAAUCAAUGGAUGUAGAAGAGGCAGUUAAUCUCUUACUAGCCACCAGGUCAUGCUUCAGACACACUGCCCUGGAUCAUGUCCAUAAGAUUACUAUGCUGCAAGCUCGGAAGCGUCAUGAGAUUCUAGCAACUUUUUUAUCGUAUUUGCAAGCGUGCUGCACAUAUUACCACCAGGGCGCUGAUUUGAGUGAAGAUUUGGAUCCGUUUCUCAAGGCCACUGCUGACGAAGUUUCAACGAUGCGUAACGAUACGAAGAUACUGGACAAGGAGAUGGAAAAUCGUCACACAAUUGUGAAUAGUAAAGACACAGUGUUGCCUAGUUGUAAGGCGGGAGAAGCGGAUGGCAACCCUAAAGAGGGCCUGUUGAGCACACCCUGUCUAAAGAAUAUGCCGCGAAUGCAGGGUUACUUGUUUAAGAGGACAUCCAAUGCUUUCAAAACAUGGAACCGAAGGUGGUUUUAUUUGUACGACAACAGACUUGUAUAUAGAAAAAGAACUGGUGAACUAAAUGUAACUGUGAUGGAGGAAGAUCUCAGGCUUUGUACUGUAAAACCUGUUCUGGACGGUGAGAGGAGAUUCUGUUUCGAAGUUCUAUCUCCUUCUAAAAGCCAUAUGCUGCAAGCAGACUCUGAAGAGAUGUUGAACAGUUGGAUAGCAGCAUUACAGAAUGGUAUACGAUCGGCAAUACAACAGGGACAAAGUCGCGAGAACCCAGACUCUCAGUUGGUACUCGUGCCAGACGAUUCCAAACCUCAUGGCAAUAGAAACAGCGUCGCAAAUGUUCGCAUGAGGAAAGUCAGAAUCUGGGAACAGUUGCUUACGAUUCCUGGUAACAACAAUUGUUGCGACUGCGGUAGUCCGAAUCCGCGGUGGGCAAGUAUCAAUCUUGGCAUAACAUUAUGUAUUGAAUGUUCCGGAAUUCAUCGCUCUUUAGGGGUACACGUGAGCAAAGUCAGAUCUCUUACUCUGGACGACUGGGAACCAGAUAUUAUAAAAGUGAUGGCCGAACUUGGCAAUAAGAUAGUAAAUUUGAUAUAUGAAGCAAACACAGAUGGUGCUACUGUUGCCCGAGCGACACCUGAUUGUGAAACUUCGGUACGCGAGGCUUGGAUACGCGCCAAGUAUGUGUCGCUGAGUUUUGUUCGCGACAUAGUGAGUGCGGGUAGUUGUGUUAGCGGCGCCUCCGAAUCGCCACUACGUAACGUAGGCCGAUGGUCUGUACGACGAGCAAGACGCAGAGUUCGAGCACCGCCAAAUGUACCAGAGACUAUUAGUGACGAGAAAAGUGACGUUAAUAGCAAUACCAGUGUGUCAGAGAGUUCAAGUAAAUCAGAACCGGACAGUCCCGUUCUACUGAUAGGAACUGAAUUGGCGGCCGAACGAGCUGUGGAUCUCAGUCUGCCUUCCGACCACGAGUCAACUGAAGGCGAGGACACGGAUGAUCUAGCGGAGGAGAUGUGCUGCCUGUCGGCGGGCGCGGUGCUGUGCCGCGCGGCGCGCGCCCACAACGUGGCGGUGAUGCGCGCCGCGCUCGCCGCCGCCGCCGACGUGAACGCGCAGCAGCACCGCCGCCGGGCGCCGCUGCACGCCGCCGUGCUCAGCGGUUCAGUGAUGGCUUGUUCGUUCUUGUUACUCAAUGGCAGUAAGUUGAAUAUGCAAGAUGAUGAUGGGAAAACUCCACUCCAUCUCGCAACAGAAGCUGGGCAUACAGGACAGGUAUGUUUGCUACUUCGGUACCGCGCGGACCAGUCUAUUGUUGACAAUGAGGGGCGUACGCCUCUCGAUAUAGCCGUUGAAAACGCCAAUGCUGAUAUUGUUACAUUAUUGCGACUGACAAAGUUGAAUGAGGAGAUGCGCGAAAGCGAGAUGUCAUCCAACGACGAUACGUACAACGAAGUGUUCCGCGACUACACGCAGCUCGCACACUCGCACCCCGAGCGACUCCUGCGCAGGCAUAACAACAACGAAGGUGAACAACCGAACGAAUGA